AUGGAAAAACAAUGGGAAAAGUAUCAAAUUUUACAUUCUAAAGAUGUAGUACUUGAAGACUCACAUGAAUGGACUUUAGACACACUACGACGUGUUGGGGGAUUAGAUAUAUCAUUUUCAACAAAUCACCCAGACCUUGCAAUUGGUUGUUUAGUUAUUUGUGAAUAUCCUUCUGGAAAAGAGUUAUUAACAUUAACGUCUCAGGUUUAUCAUGAACUACUAAACAAUUGUAAAGAAAAGUAUCCUGAGUUAUAUCCAGAAGUUGUUCUUGUUGAUGGGAAUGGAUAUUAUCAUCCUCGAAGAUUUGGUUCUGCAACUCAUGUUGGAAUUUGUUGUGAUAUACCAUCAAUUGGUGUUGCAAAGACUGUAUUAUGUGAUGAUGGGAUAGGAAAGAAGGAGAUUAACAUAGUUACUUCACAAAUCAAAGCAGGUGAAUCAACGAUAAUUAGUACUUCAAGUGGAGAAGUAUUGUGUGGGGUUAUAAGAAGUAGAGGUGGUAGUAUAAAUCCAAUUGUUGUUAGUUGUGGGCAUAAAGUUUCACUUUCAACAGCAGUAAAUAUAUGUAAAGAAUGUUGUUUACAUAAAAUCCCAGAGCCUAUUCGUCUAGCUGAUUUAAUUUCAAGAAAUUUGUUAAGGAAUGAAGGACUUCUCCCACACAUGAAUUCUAAAUAA
This is a messenger RNA of Entamoeba dispar SAW760, 672 nucleotides long. RefSeq names its product endonuclease V, putative. Gene Ontology annotation, cellular component: nucleolus; cytoplasm. Gene Ontology annotation, molecular function: single-stranded RNA binding; RNA endonuclease activity producing 5'-phosphomonoesters, hydrolytic mechanism. Lineage: Eukaryota; Evosea; Mastigamoebida; Endamoebidae. The record is from RefSeq and is a predicted model, not a curated record. The transcript has 4 exons. The coding region runs from base 1 to 672 and encodes 223 amino acids. Gene Ontology annotation, biological process: DNA repair.